Molecule: messenger RNA, 525 nt
Organism: Prunus mume (Japanese apricot)
Lineage: Eukaryota; Viridiplantae; Streptophyta; Magnoliopsida; Rosales; Rosaceae
Source: RefSeq, a predicted model, not a curated record
AUGGAGGCCAAGCUAGUCAAAUCCACCAUAUCUCAAGAGAUCAUUACCUUCAUAGAAGAACAGAUUGUGCAAAGGUUUGGCAUACCAGAAUCAAUCACCACUGACAGAGGAACUUUUUUCAUAUCCAGAGAAAUGCAAGAUAUGGUAGAGGCACUUAAGAUCAAGCUACUUCAAUCCACUCCUCACUAUGCACAGGCGAAUGGACAGGCAGAAUCAAGCAAUAAGGUUAUCAUCAACAUCAUCAGGAGCAUGCUUGAGGAAAAUCCAAGGCAAUGGCAUGAAAAACUGUCAGACACUUUGUGGGCCUACAAAACCUCAAAAAGAAAAGCAACUGGCAUGACUUCAUAUGCCAUAACCUAUGGACAUAACGCAAUUCUACCCAUGAAAAUCGCAGUUCAGCCCAUCAGAAUUUCCCAGCAACAUAAUUUAUUUGGAGAAGACUACUCACAAGCAAUGCUGCUGAAAUUGGAGGGAUUGGAUGCAAGUAGAAUUGAUACCCUCAACAAACUCUUAGCAGGAAAAUAG